Molecule: messenger RNA, 2478 nt
Organism: Emiliania huxleyi CCMP1516
Lineage: Eukaryota; Haptophyta; Isochrysidales; Noelaerhabdaceae
Exons: 6
Coding region: 1-2478 (825 amino acids)
Source: RefSeq, a predicted model, not a curated record
AUGAACCCGCUCCACCAAGGCCACGUUGACAUGCUGCACGCCGCGGCGGGCCGGCUGCAUGCGCACGGCUUUCACGCGUACCUCUCGCCCUCGCACGACGGGUACGUCCAGCCAAAGGCGGCGGCGAGCGGUACGAUCGGGCUGAGCGCCGCCUUCCGCCUCUGCGCGGCGCAGCGGGCGGUGGAGGCCGACCCGCUCGUGUCGGUGGCGGCGUGGGAGGCGGCGCAGCCCGGAGAGUGGCCCGACUUUCCGGAGGUGUGCGAGGCGCUGCGGGGCAGGCUGGGCGGCGGGCGGCGCCUCUUCUACGUGUGCGGAGCCGACCACGCGGCCAGGUGCGGCCUGGGAGGAGGGAUGGGCGAGGUUGGCGUGGUGGUCGCGCCGCCCGCCGAGCAGCCCGUGAGGGGGGUCUUCGUCGCCUCGCCCGCUCGCGGCGAGGCGGCGGCUUUCUCAUCGACGUUGGUCCGCGAGGCGCUGGCGGAGCGCGACUUUGAGGCCGCCAGCCGCUACCUUUCGCCGGCGGUGGCGCCGAGCACUGUAUUGUGUAUUGUGUCGGAGAACCCCGUGGCGGACGCGCCGGGCGGUGGCGGAGGAGCAGCAGGCGCGGAGGAGAGGCGCGCUGUGGGGGCGGGGCGUAAACGAUAUCGCGCCCAGCUCGACUCCGUCACGUUCCUGUGGGUACCGAGCCACGCGGGGUGCGCUAGCAACGCCUACGCCGACGCCGCGGCGACGGCAUACAUGGGGGCCAGCGAGAUUGAGGAUGCCACCGCCGUCAUCCGUGAAGCAGGGCUCACGGCGGGGUCGCACACGGCAGGGGUCACGGGGCCGCUGUGGAGCGACGUGGUCAGGGGGACGACGAGACACAAAUGGGACAAGCGUCAGCGGAUCAAGGAUCAGCACGGCGAGCGUGAGAUACAAUUCGCCGAUGUGGAUGAUCAUAACGUGGUGACAAAGACCGUCAUGGGAGCGCGGGUGCGGCAGCAAGCGGGGGUGCCACACGGAACGCACCACGAGAGGAUCAUGCGGGGCGAGGCGGGGAGGGAGACCCCGGGCGCCGCCACAAGGAGCGACCUCAGGGGCUGCCUCGUCUGUAAGGCCGCGAGGGACGCGGCGAGGAGGGCAGCACUAAAGCGGGACCCGCUGUGUCCGAUCGUGCGGAAAGCCGCGCAGCAAUGGACCGAGGAAGAUGAGAACCCGCCUAGAGCGACAAUGGCGCACGUGCUUAGCGGCGCCUGCCUGGGGAAUAGGGAGCAGGCCAGAUGGUUCCUCAGAGUAGCGCGAGCGCAGACAGGGACGGCGAUCAGCAAAGUGGCACAGGCGGCACCCGACUCCAAGGAGACGCUGAAGACGCUGAGGAUGGCGCAUGUCGCUGCGCUGAAGGGCUCACGCUAUAGGGUGCUGGAUGAGGACGGGUACGAUGCACUAGCACCAGCCGUCGGGGGGGUGUUGCCGGCGCUGGUAGAUGAUCUCCCGGAGAAGAGUCGGAGGGACCUUGGCGCCGGGGUCACGAGGAACUUGCAAGUCGUGGCCGAGGCGGCGACGGGAGCGGUGCAGAGGUGGAUCCAGCUCAAUGAUGAGGCUACGGCGCGCAUAAUGAAGAGAGAGGAACACAUCGAGUGGCUGAGGAAGCUCUUCGCUGGGUGGAAGGAGGCCCGCCCGGCCUUGAGGGAGUCGCGGAGGAGGAGGGAUAACGGAGGCAACGUGCAGACAGGCCAACAGCCAGUGGGACGAACGAGGGCCGCGACGGCGGCUCAAGCGGGAGGGAGCGGAGACGGUGGGCAGAGAGCGAAGUGGGUGAGACUGAUGAUGCUCCUUCGACUUCGGGAGCGGUUCCGCUGCUGGGCGAGCUUCAGGAUGGUGCUCACGCGAAAAGGAAUCGACGCGAUGUACAAAGCAUACAAGAAGAGGAGAAAGAAGAGGAGAGGCGCCAGUGAUGACGAAACAGAAGCUAGUGCAGACGAGGGCAGGGCAGACCCGGGGACGGCGGAGGCGGACCAGACGGCAUCGACCGCCGAGGGAACGCUGGGAAGAGGCACGAGGAGGGCGGCGACCUCAACCGACUAUGGAGGACCCGUCACCAGACGACGCAGGGCGGACGACGGUGAGGCGGAGCAGUCGCGCAGGGCGAGACGAGGGAGGGAGCAGGACGUUGCGGAGAUCAGCAGGAGGAUGAAAUCCGAGGACGCGACCCACCUCGCCACAGACGGUCCCGCGCCUCGCCGCUAUGACGGGGACACACCCCGCACUGUCCGCUGUGUCCCCGUCUUUGUCCGGAGUGAAAAGUCCAACGCGCUCGUCGGUAAAACCACGCUACCAGCGCUUGGUCACAUCGGCCCCGAGGUCAGAUCCAUCUACUCUGUUGAUGACAAGACUUGUCUACUGGCUGGAGCCGAGCAGGAGGGCCCAGCGCACAACCCCUGGUCAACUCAGGGGCACAGGGUCCACACCCCGUACCAGAGCCGGUACUCUGCGCGUUGGUAA